CACUAUGGUGCGUACCUUCACGUCAGUGAACAUCGCCAUCUUGCGGCCGCGCACCGCCUCUGUCGUUGCUCAUCGGAGCUCUGUGACGGUUGCCAUAAGCGACCGAGCAACUGAAACUUUCAGAUGUUUCUUGCGUAAAUUCGUAAACUUUAAAAAAAAAAGGGAGAAAACGAUACGUAAAACGGACAAUUGAGUCACCAUGGCAAUCCCACAGAGCACUACUGAAAUCGUCGUGACGUCUUCUGAGCAUAUGGACAGUAUUCAGAGGUCACUGGACAAAUUUCUGAGUCUUUCCACAGAGGAUGUGACCGAGACAGAAAUGCUGCGGUCCAGGAUAGAUGAACAGUCAAGUCUGAUCUGCAUCCAGAAGCAGAGAGCAGAUGAGCUGACACUUCGAUGCCAAGCCCUGCAGAAAAUCAACUCAGAUCUAGAGGACGGAGUAACAGACUGCCAGAAAGAGCUGGACAGUGAAAGAAAGAAAGCAGCGUUAAUAGAGAGGAGGUUUAUGGAUUUAGCUGCCAACAAUCAAGCAAUUAUUGUCUUUAUGAAUGAGUACAAAAGUCAGAAUGCACAGUUGAAGAGGGAAAACAAACUGCUGCAGUCAGAAAAUGAUACGCUUUUCUCCCAAAAAUUACAAGAUAAAGAAGUGUUGUUACAAAAACUGAUGCAAGAAAUGAAACUGCUAACAGAGAAUUACACAAAUAAAGAAAAGGAAUAUCGGAAGAAUUUAGCUGAAAGUCAGUCAAAACUCCUGGAAGAAGAAACCCAACAUAAAGCCAAAGAAGCAUCGCUGCUGGAUCAACUGCACAACACUGAGCAACAGCAAAGAGAAGCUGUAGAAAUGUGCAACGAGCUGAAGCUCAAGCUACAAAGAGCUGAAGAAAAGGAUGCUGCGAAGGAGAUCAACAUGAAGAAAAGCAUCACAGGUCUUACCAAAGAGAAGGAAAAACUGUUGUCUCUGUCCAUAGAGAGAGGACGAGUGAUACAGGAGAAACAAGAGGAAAUUCAGCAACUGGAGAUAAAAUGGAAAAAGGAGAAGAAAUCUCGGGCUGAAGCAGAAGACAGGUUUGAACAGGACGCAGAGGUUGUUAACUCAGACAUCAAAGUCAAGUCGCUCCAGUGUGCUCUCAAUGACGCUGCGACAAAGUAUCGGAGGCUUCAAAAGGAUUUCGAUGCCUUCAGAGAACACAGCGCCAGCCUCCUCACACAGGAGAGGGAACUGAAUAAGAAACUUCGCCACAUGAUAGGAUAAAUUUUACUAUGAUACAAAUCACUUAUGAGUGCUCCUCUGCCAGUCUCUCAGCCUUUUGGACAACUUCUUCAAUUGGACCCACCA
Messenger RNA from Paralichthys olivaceus (Japanese flounder), 1336 nucleotides. The record is from RefSeq and is a predicted model, not a curated record. NCBI's taxonomy places the organism in Eukaryota, Metazoa, Chordata, Actinopteri, Pleuronectiformes, Paralichthyidae.